AUGAAGGUGUCCAAGUUAGACGACGAGUCUCUCGGUUUGGAGCUCGCAGAGAAAAAGCCAGUAAUCGGGAGCCACAGCUCACACUACCUUGAGGUCCCUCAACUACUGAGUGAAGGAAAUGUGGGAGAUGAGAAUGGGGCUUGCUGGGACAUGGAGUUGUUUCUGUCUAACUGGGGCAGCCCAUCACCUGAACUUAACCUUCUUGCAGAUUGCAGCUCCCAGCGGCCUAUGCUGCAGGAACAGGGUAUAUCAUACCACGCCAAUGCUUUGGAUGGAGGAAGCCUAAAGGAACAGGCUGCAGCGGACAGACACCAUCUGAGCAACAAUGGUCUUAUGGCCGAACUGCUGUCAACAGCAGAGUCGCUCAGCUCUGCAGUACCUGAGUUCUAUAGCUACAGUGAGGAGCUGCAGGAAAAGUCACAACACACACUGCAACUUCCCAUGGAUCAAAUUCCUUUCUCUCCAGGGAGCAACCCUGAAAGGAAUGGUGAAAGGAGGGCCGCUGGCUUGAGCAACGGAAAGUCAAGGGAUUUUGGGUACUAUUAUUCCCAUCAAACCCCAGCUAUAUCCUUCCCUGAUUCAAGGUUCCUUCAAAAUGCGGUGACCGAUACAGAAAUGUCUUUAGCACUGCCGCGUCGCUACGGCCUCAUCUCGGCCUAUCCUCAGCCAGGGAUUUACCCCGGCCAAGGCGUCCAUUCCCAUUUCCACCCAUCGCGCCACUUUCUUCCUCCACAAACUCUCCUCCCAAGCUGCUCGGUGCCACCUGUGGGCCAAGAGGGGAAGCGGAGCAGGAGGACUGCAAAGAAGAGGGCAGCGAUACACAGCUGUGAAUAUCCAGGCUGCAGCAAGACCUAUACCAAGAGCUCCCACUUGAAGGCACAUCUUCGCACCCACACAGGUGAGAAACCAUACCAUUGCACCUGGGAGGGCUGCGGCUGGAAGUUCGCCCGUUCCGAUGAGCUGACCAGACACUACCGCAAACACACAGGCCACAAGCCCUACGAGUGUGUGCUGUGUCAGCGUGCGUUCUCCCGCUCUGACCACCUGGCACUGCACAUGAAGCGGCACACCUGAGGGCCACUGGCGAGCGGAUGCAUGCACACGCACACCUUAAUAUACACUCUACACAUGCACAAACACAAGGGACCACACUUCACAGAACUAUGCUACAUUCAUACAGACACAUACAGUUUUACAAACUGUGCAUAGCACACACA
Scleropages formosus (Asian bonytongue) is the source of this 1217-nucleotide messenger RNA. It is a transcript of the gene klf1, whose product is annotated as Kruppel like factor 1 (erythroid). The transcript is spliced from 3 exons. The record is from RefSeq and is a predicted model, not a curated record. NCBI's taxonomy places the organism in Eukaryota, Metazoa, Chordata, Actinopteri, Osteoglossiformes, Osteoglossidae. Gene Ontology annotation, biological process: regulation of transcription by RNA polymerase II. Bases 1 to 1074 code for a protein of 357 amino acids. Gene Ontology annotation, molecular function: DNA-binding transcription factor activity, RNA polymerase II-specific; RNA polymerase II cis-regulatory region sequence-specific DNA binding.